This is a messenger RNA of Suhomyces tanzawaensis NRRL Y-17324, 2439 nucleotides long. It is a transcript of the gene AKR1, whose product is annotated as palmitoyltransferase. NCBI's taxonomy places the organism in Eukaryota, Fungi, Ascomycota, Pichiomycetes, Serinales, Debaryomycetaceae. The transcript has a single exon. The coding region runs from base 1 to 2439 and encodes 812 amino acids. Gene Ontology annotation, biological process: protein palmitoylation. Gene Ontology annotation, molecular function: palmitoyltransferase activity; protein binding. The record is from RefSeq and is a predicted model, not a curated record. Gene Ontology annotation, cellular component: Golgi membrane.
AUGGCUAGGAAGAACAAGAAGACCUCAUCUGAGGAAAAGAAGAGUUUACUACAGAACCAAGAGGCAUCACAAAACACCAACCCCAAGAGCCCUGAAAUAGCCGGUAGCACCAAUGGACCCGAAAACACCGAGAGAAAACCAGAUGUCGAAAAUCUGGGCUUGAAUCAACCAACUGACGAAGAAUUGCCCUCGGUAAACGAGAGCCAUAUCCAGGAUGGUGAAAGCGACAACGUUGAUUUGACAACCAUGGCCGAGGAGCAGUCGUCCAUAAAGUCCACAGACGCAGUUUUGGAGGCAAACAAGGACGAUUUGAGCACGGUAGGACGCAACGAAGACCAGCCUACUGAGCAGGACUUGAAUCCAGACUUGGCUAAGUUCAUGUUUGCUUGUCAGGAGGGCAAUUUGACCAUCGUCAAGGACUUGAUUUCCUCGAAAACUGUAGGUGCUAAUGACACCUUUUCUGACGGGGUCACUGGACUCCACUGGGCCUGUAUCAACAACCGUCUUUCCUUGGUCAAGUAUUUAACAUCCAACGAGUACUCCAAGGCCGACCCCAAUCAGUUGGGUGGUGACUUGAAGGCAACUCCUCUCCAUUGGGCUUGUCGGAACGGUUUGGUCUACAUUGUGGACUACUUGCUUACCAAUACCAACGCCGACCCUUCCAUCCGCGACGUCCAAUCCUACAACUCCUUGCAUUUGGCUAUUCACAGCUCCAAUAUUCCAUUGGUCACCUAUCUCUUGUUGACUUGUUGCACCCCUCAUUCCACGAAUCCCAUUUAUGUGGAUGAACCAGACGGAUUCAACAGAACUGGUUUGCAUUGGGCAGCUUACCAAGGUGACAUCUUGACCAUCAAUACAUUGUUGCAAUUCGGUGCAGAUGUCACCAAGGUCGAUAACACCUUAUUUAUUCCUCUUCACUGGGCAUUCAUGAAGGGCUAUAAGUAUGUUCUCAAGGUGCUCUUGGAGGCCGGAUCAGAUAUACACGCUAAGAAUGACCAGGGAAAAGACUCUUUCGAGAUCGCAAAAGACAUGAACUGUGUUUCUACGUGGAAUCAGGUCUUGGCCGAGGAUGAUAGAGAUGCCAGCAACAACUGGGCUAAGAGAAGAAAGCUUAUGGAACCCAAAUUGGCAAAGUUGAUUACCUUUUUUUCCCCAUACGUGCUUUUGCCCGUAGCUUUACGCAUCUGUUCAUUCUCAGAAGGAUUUUUCAUUCCGAAAUUAUUCUUUGCAUUAGUCGUUUUUGUUGGUGGUAUAGCGUUGGUUGCAAAGACAAUUGUGCCCAUAUAUUUGGUUGAUGACAAGGCAUUGGCAAGAUCCCCUAUUUUAUCAGGAAUCUUCUCAGCAACCGCUUUUUGGGCAGGUUCUAUUUGGUUCUUCAAGAUUUUGCCUCUGACCUUUUUCAGAUACUUCUUCUCAAACAUAUUAUUGGGAGGAGUGUUUGCACUUUGUAUAUGGUCCUUCUUCAAGAGCAUGUUUAUCAACCCAGGGUAUGUUCCAGUGCCCUCAGAUAAGACUGUGACUUUGAACCAAGUUAAAGAUCUUAUUCAAAUUGGCAAAUUUGAUACCGACCACUUCUGCUUUGAUUCCAUGGUAAGAAAACCAUUGAGAUCUAAAUAUUCAAGACAAUCCAAGAAACUUGUUGCAAGAUUCGAUCACUAUUGUCCAUGGGUUUACAACGAUAUUGGAGUUAGAAACCAUAAAUUGUUUAUGGUCUUCGUGUAUACGCUUAAUUUGGCCAUUUUAUUGUUUACUAGAUUGUCAAUUGGUUACUUUGACAAGCUAUCCGACGGUUAUGACACUGACCUGGAGGGCGAGUGUUUUCUUUUAUCUGAUGAGCUCUGCUACGGGUACAGAAACAAGCAUUUCCAUUACAAUAUCGUCAUGUGGUGUCUUCUUCAAUAUGUAUGGGUUGUGUUCUUGGGUGCAGUGCAAACUUUCCAGAUCUUAAAGGGAUUGACUACCAGAGAGUUCAGCACAUUGAACAAGAGGAUAGAAAGAAACAAAUUCAAUCAUGCCACCUUACCAAGGGAUUUCACAUCAGAUUUAAAUACAGAGAAUCAAUCUGAGGGUUCUCCUGAAGCACCUACGCCAUCUAGAUCUGGCCACCACCACCACGGCAAUAAUGAUUUCAAAAUGUGCAUUAGAUUAAUUGGAUUGGACCAAUUCUUCAUGACCAUCAAGUUGAGUUUGGCCAGUUUGCCUUUUAUUUCAUCCUCCGCAGUUACUAGCAACCAAGCACAGGAUACAUUCAACUCCGUGAAUAUUCCUACCGACUACGGAAUGAAGCAAAAUUGGUUCGAUUUCUGGGUCUUGGGUGAUAUUACCUUCAGAAAUGUGUUCUACUUGCCUAUCGAGGGAGAGAACAAUUUGAACGGGAAGACUGUGGACUACUACAAGUUGUAUGAAUAUCCAGCCAAGUCCGAGGGAGAGCUUGUAUAG